AAUUCUUCUGUACAGUAUUCUAAAGGUGUUGAUCAAAGUAACGUGAUGUCGGGUGUAGCAUUUUAUCGUAAUAAUUACACUUGAGAACCCCUGUAAUACCAAUUGUUUUCCUUUAGCAAUGGAAUUCUUGUUGGUGUGUACGUAAAUAAAACGAGUUUGGUGUAAUUGAAUACAUUCUUAUCGUACACAAAAGUCAAACGGGCAAUCGAUCAAUCACUAGUUACACUUUAAUUAAUUUUUUAUAGGAUUUCUAUUGAUAUUACUUUAACUACUUGUACUUAGUUUACGUUUUCAAACGUCAAAAAAGUGAUUCCUUGUGCCGCCAAGCGCUAGACAUACCGUGUAUGAAAAUAGUUCACAGCCGUCAUCAUUUUAAUAGGCGGUGACCGUUGUAUUUGUAAAACCUAUCCAAAAAUAGUGAAUGCUCUUCAGUAUUAAUAUUUCUUGUAUACUAUUAUUUGUGAUCUUAAUAUUCUCUUCAAAACGCAUGUAGUGGUCGAUAUGAAAGAACUCAAUCGGACAUCAUCUACAAAAAAGAAAACUGUCAAUAACUCAAAUGGUAUGAUUAAAAAAGUUUCUUCAUUAUUCAGUGUAGAUACUCAAAUGAAUGGUAAUUCUAAACCUGAAUGGAUAAUAAAUGAUAUUACCUUAGAGAGAGGUGAUUCUGGCCUUGGUUUUAGUAUAGCUGGUGGUACAGAUAAUCCACAGAUUGAUGACGAUACCUCAAUAUUUAUUACAAAAAUCAUUCCUGGCGGUACAGCUUACAGGGAUGGGAGAUUAUGUGUGAAUGAUAUUAUUACCAAAGUUAAUGAUACUCCAGUUGUAGGUGUGCCACAUUCUACUGCAGUUAAUGCAUUAAAAAAAGCUGGACAAACAGUUACAUUAUGUGUUAAACGCAAGAAAAUUAUUUUACCCUCGGGAGCUAAUAUAAUGGAAAUUGAACUCAGUAAAGGAACUAAGGGAUUAGGUUUCAGUAUUGCUGGAGGAAUUGGUAAUCAACAUAUUCCUGGUGAUAAUGGAAUAUAUGUUACUCAAAUUAUGAAUGGUGGUGCAGCCCAAGUAGAUGGUAGACUAAUGGUGGGUGAUAAAUUAAUAGCAGUUAAAAACACUUUACUUGGAGAUCGUAUAUUAGAAAAUGUAACCCAUGAGGAAGCUGUUCGAACAUUAAAGAAUACUAGAGAAAAAGUUUUGCUAGUUGUUGAAAAGAUUGAAUCUAAUAAUUAUACUGAUUCUAUAUCAUACCCAAUAUCUGAAAUAAUUCAUAACUCUUACUCUACUGAUACUCUAAAUACUGUCAAAAGCUAUGAUAAUGUACUUAGCCAUGAUGAAAGAGUUGUAGUUUUGCACAAAAAUACUGGAGGUUUGGGUUUUAAUAUUGUUGGAGGUGAAGAUGGUGAAGGAAUAUUUAUAUCUCUUAUACUAGCUGGUGGACCAGCUGAUCAAACAGGACAGUUAAAACGAGGUGAUACUAUUUUAAAAGUAAAUGAUAUUGAUCUAACAAACGCAACACAUGAAGAAGCUGCUGAUGCUUUAAAAGGUGCAGGACAAACUGUUGUACUAACAGUUCAACAUAGACCCAAAGAUUAUAACAGGUUUGAAGCUAAAAUUCAUGAGUUAAAAUCUCAGCUAGCUGCUUCUACUGGGACUUUAAUACGUACUACCCAAAAAAAAACCUUAUAUGUUCGUGCUUUAUUUGAAUAUGAACCAUCUACUGAUGAUGGUCUUCCAAGUAUUGGACUACCAUUUAAAUAUGGUACAAUUUUGCAUGUUACUAAUGCAAGUGAUGAUGAGUGGUGGCAAGCACGUAAAGUACUUGCCACUGGUAGAGAAGAAGGCAUUGGUAUAAUUCCAUCAAAACGUCGUUGGGAACGUAAACAAAAAGCUAGAGAUAGAUCAGUAAAAUUUCGAGGAAAUGAAAGCAAAAGUCUUGACAGAUUAUCGACUUUAGAAAGAAAAAAAAGAUCAAUGACUUUUAGCAGACGUUUUCCUUGGGUUAGAAGAGGAAAAGAUGGUAAAUAUGAAAAUGGUUUGGAUGAUAUGGUUCUUCAGAGACAAUCAAGAGAAAAUAUUAGUGAUAAGAAUGAAGAAACUCCUUCAUAUGAAGCUGUGGUACGUCUACAAAUAACAUAUACAAGACCUGUUAUUAUACUUGGCCCUAUAAAAGAUAAAAUAAAUGAUGAUUUGAUUUCUGAAUAUCCUGAUCGCUUUAGCUCUUGUGUCCCACAUACAACACGAGAAAUCAGACCUGAUGAAGUAGAUGGCCGUGACUAUCAUUUUGUCAAGUCCCGUGAACAAAUGGAUUUAGAUAUACAAAAUCAUUUAUUUAUUGAGGCUGGUCAAUUUAAUGGUAAUUUAUAUGGUACUUCAGUAUCAUCAGUCCGACAUGUAGCUGAGUCAGGUAAACAUUGUAUAUUAGAUGUUAGUGGAAAUGCUAUCAAACGUCUUCAAGUUGCUGGCCUACAUCCUAUUGCAAUAUUUUUCAAACCAAAGAGUGUAGAAGCUCUUAUGGAAAUGUGUAAACGAAUGAGUGAAGCUGAAGCUAGAAAACAUGUAGAACGAGCUGUUAAAAUAGAACAAGAGUUUGGUGAUCAAUUUACAGCUGUUGUGCAAGGAGACACUUAUGAAGAAGUUUAUGAUAAUGUUAAAGAAACAAUUGAACAUCAUUCUAGUAGACAUAUUUGGGUUGCAUCAAAAGAAAAGUUGUAAAAAUUCUUUUUACAGUUUUUUUUUUUAUAAUAAUUGUAAUUUAGACAAAUUUAUAACAAAACAUUCAGUGGGUUAUUUUAUAAAUGAUUAUAUUUUCAUAAUAUUUGUUACACCACUGUAUUUGUUACGUUUUUGUUGUGUUAAUGAAUUUUAUUUAAGUCUACUUUCAAUUUUGUGGAAGGACUCAAUUAUGCAUUAAUAAAUUUUGAUUAGUAAGAUAAAUAAUCUAGAUUAAUUGUUCCAUAACUUUUUGUAUGAAGGAUAAAAUUAUCUAGUCUUUGCCGUACUUGUUCUAAUUUCUAUGCAGAAAUAAUUAUUUUUCAAUAAAUAGUUACAAUAUUAGCCGUGCCAAAGUUCCUUAAAUUAAAUCAUUAUUAAUUAUUUGUUUAAUAAUCAUUGUAAAAUGACUACAUAUUUCAUUUAAAGCUCAACAUACAUUAAUUUUUUUUUUAAAUAGUAUAAUAUAAUUUUAUUAUAUGAUUUAUCACAUUUUCUCAUUUAUUUAUUUUUGUUAUAUUAAUUGUGUGCUUAAUACUAGUGCCUUUUUAGUUAUUAAUUGUUUGAAUAUUUGAUUUAUUAAUAUUGACUAAUAAUUAUUAACAAAUAUAAAUUUAUUAAAUGUUAACUAAAUGUAUAUGUUUUGUUUAAUAUUUUAUAGUUAAUUAAUGCAUAAUCAUGCAAUUAUUCUAUAUCAUUAUUAUGUCCUAAUACUGUACUUA
Daktulosphaira vitifoliae (grape phylloxera) is the source of this 3425-nucleotide messenger RNA. RefSeq names its product disks large 1 tumor suppressor protein (gene dlg1). Gene Ontology annotation, cellular component: neuromuscular junction; postsynaptic density membrane; neuron projection. Gene Ontology annotation, molecular function: protein binding. Lineage: Eukaryota; Metazoa; Arthropoda; Insecta; Hemiptera; Phylloxeridae. The record is from RefSeq and is a predicted model, not a curated record. The coding region runs from base 502 to 2706 and encodes 734 amino acids. The transcript has 5 exons. Gene Ontology annotation, biological process: chemical synaptic transmission.